AUGUCUCCACUUCUGAAAAGCGUCUUCGAUAUCACCGAAAUUUUCAAUCAGUAUGCCUCCCACGGUUGUGAAGGUGCAGCACUAAGCAAGAAAGACCUAAAGAAUCUCCUUGAAAGAGAAUUUGGAGAUGUCCUUCGGAGACCACAUGACCCUGAGACGGUAGAUGUGAUCCUGGAACUUCUGGAUCGCGACUGUAACGGGCACGUCGAUUUCAAUGAAUUCCUCCUGCUGGUUUUCAAGGUGGCUCAGGCUUGUUAUUAUGCUCUUGGCCAGGCCGCAGGGCUAGAGGAGGAGGAGAGGAGAGUCCAGGGUGAAAGGAAGGGGAACCUGAUACAAGAUCGUAGGCAAGAAGACCAAAGGAGAUUCGAGUCCCCGGACAGACAGCUGGACGAGGAACCUGCACACCAACGCCGGCAGAGGAGGCAGGUACAGGAGCGGGAGCGCGGGGAGCAAGAGGAGCAAAGGAAGAAGCCAGAGAGGCGAGGGCAGCGCGACUGGCAAAGGCAAGAAAUCGAAGAGCGCCGCGCAGAGGAAGAGCAGCUGCUGAGACGCCAGAGUCGAGACGCCGAGGAGUACCGAGAAGAAGAACCAAGUCGAGAGAGGCGGGCGCAGCGCGAACGUCCGGAAGAGCAACUGCAAAGGAGAGAGCCAGAAGUGCGACGCGAGCGCGCGCAAGAGAGACAGCUGCAGCAGAGGCGCGAGCAGGAGCUGGUGUCUGAGGAGGAGGCGGAGGCACAGGCCCGGGAGAGGUUGCAGUGGCAGCUGGACAGCGAGGCUGAAGCACGUCAGAGCAAAGUCUACUCCAGGCCUCGCCGACAGGAGGAGCAGAAACGCCGCAGGGAGCAGGAGGAGGAGAGGCGGCCCCGGGAGCGAGAGCUGCAGCGGAGGGAGCUGGAGGAGGAGGAGCAACGCCGCGACCAAGACUUGAGGCUGCAACUAGAGGAAGAAAGUCAGAGGCGCCAGCCCACGCUGACCGCCAAACACGGCCCGCGGGAGCAGCUCAGGAAGGAGGAGCAGCGGGAGGAAGAGCAGCUGCAGAGGGAAAGGAGGCGCCAGCAGCGGGCGAGGCAAUAUCGGGAGGAAGAGCAGCUGCAGCAGGAAGAGGGGCAGCUGCAGAGGGAGAGGCAAUAUCAGGAGGAAGAGGAGGAGGACGAGCAGCAGCGGUUCCGGGGGGCAGAUCAGCGCCGCGAUCUGAAAUGGCAAUGGCAACCAGAAAGAGAAAGGGAAGUGCGUAGUAACAGGGUUUUCUCCAAACGCAGAGAGAACGAAGAGAAGACCCGACGGCUGGACGAUUCUCAGGCGUUGGACAGGCCUUUCCUGCAAGAGGAAGAGGAGGAGAAGAGAGAGCUAGAACGAGAGAGAAGGCGCCGGCUGCAGCGCGACCGGGAAUUCCCUGCCGAAGAGCCGCUGGAGCGAGAGGAGCGAAGAGCGGCGAAAAGGCAAGAUGCGAAGUCCCAAGAGGAGGAGCAGCUACUGAGGGAAGAGAGAGAGACGACCAGGCAAGAGAGAGACCGCAAGUUCCGUGCGGAGGAGGAGCAGCUGAGGCAGGAGCGGGAGGAGGAGCAGCUGCGCCGCCAGGAGCGCGACAGAAAAUUCCGCCAAGGAGAGCUCCGCCAGGAAAGGGAGGAGGAGCAGCUGAGACACGAGGAGGAGCAGCUGCGCAGGGAGCGUGCUAGAAAGCUCCGUCGGGAAGAAGAGCUCCGCCAGGAGCGCGACAGAAAAUUUCGGGAGGAAGAAGAGCUCCGCCAGAAACAGGAGGAGGAGCAGCUGCGCCAGGAGCGCGACCGUAGGUUCCGCCGGGAACAAGAGCUCCGCGAGGAAAGGGAGGAGGAGCAGCUGCGCCGUGAGGUACAGCAGCUGCGCCAGGAGCGCGACAGAAAGUUCCGCGAAGAAGAAGAGCUUCGCCAGGAAAGAGAGGAGGAGCAGCUGCGCCGCCAGGAGCGCGACCGGAAAUUCCGCCGGGAACGGGAGGAGGAGCAGCUGCGCCAGGAGCGCGACCGUAGGUUCCGCCAGGAACGGGAGGAAGAGCAGCUGCGCCAGGAGCGCGACCGAGGAUUCCGGGAGGAAGAAGAGCUGCGCCAGGAGCGGGAGGAGGAGCAGCUGCGCCGCCAGGAGCGCGACCGUCAGUAUCGGGCGGAGGAACAGUUUGCCAGGGAGAAGCGUCGUCAGGUGCCGGAAUUGGGGCAACAAGAGCAGAGACGUCGCCAGGAGCGGGAGAGGAAACUCCGAGAAGAGCAGCUCCGCCGCCAGCAGGAGGAGGAGCAGAGGCGCCGCCAGGUCCGGGAGGGACGCGCCCAGGAGCCAGCCUCGCGCCCGUCGAUCGGCGCUCCCGUGCGCUCCAGCCCCCUCUACGAGUACAUCCAGGAGCAGAGAGCUCAGUACCGCGCCUGAGCGGGGCCGCCGGCAUCCCUGCCAAAGCUUCCAGCCAAAGAGAAUGAGAAACACUGGGUGCCAAGGAAUGGCUCACGUGUUUCCGGUUGUGGGGAAACUCUCUCAUGUUCGAAUGCGCCUUUUCUUCCAAAAUCUCGAGCUAUGCUCAUUUCAUUACUUUGUACUCCUGCCUUUAAUUCUGUCUCAGGUAGUUCUUUACUGCAAGGUGUCUUUGUUCUUGGGUGCAGGUAUGGUGUACAUUUUUAAAAACAUGUCAUUUAAAUUGUUCACAGAGUUUUGUUUGAAGAACACAUUGAUUUGUUGCCUUUUAAAGUAACAAUACAACAAGUUGAGACUCAAAAUAAUUGAGUAUAGUUUUAAUGGCUGAUUACCUCUGAGUGGCUUACAUGUUUUUAAGGUUGAUAUUUUUUUUUCUUGUGCCUAAAUUUCAUUAGUCUACUGCCAAAUAACUUACUGGGUUUUGAUCUUGAUUUUGGCAUAAUUAAUACGCAUUCCACAAGUUGCCUGAAUUUUUGCUACCCUCAAAUAAAUAAGGGAGAGGAACUUUUGGCAGAAAAACUCCCUGUGAAAUCAGCACCUAUAACUAAAAGAAAUAUCUGUUAAGAAUUUAAGUGUAGAAUUUGUAAUUAGAUUGUUUAAAAAAUAUAUACUUAGUGCCACUUAAAACCUCAGGAAGCAAAAGCAAUGUGUUGAUCAAACUUCAUAGCUCUAAUUUUGAAACUAUAUCUGCUGUAGUUUGUAGUGCUCAGUUCUGUUCCCCCAAUGAUGAAUUUGAGAGUAUUGCUACUUUUGUUAAUGUUAGCUUAGAGGAAACCUACUCAGGAUCUUGUAAGUUUGUCUUGCUCUAGGGCCAAUAGAUGACAGAGAGCAUGUUGGGAAAGGAAAGAGGGAAGUGUGUGAAUAGAGAGGCAAAUUUCUAGAGGCCCUUUGAGAAGACUUAUCCCCAAUCCUUUGAGGCCUGAUACUACCUUGGAGACAUUCUGUUGAAAUAAUUGGACUGUAUAAAAAUUUAAUAAAUGUUUGGCAAAUACUUAU
Molecule: messenger RNA, 3426 nt
Organism: Marmota flaviventris (yellow-bellied marmot)
Lineage: Eukaryota; Metazoa; Chordata; Mammalia; Rodentia; Sciuridae
Source: RefSeq, a predicted model, not a curated record